This is a messenger RNA of Fusarium graminearum PH-1, 597 nucleotides long. RefSeq lists its product as uncharacterized. The record is from RefSeq and is a predicted model, not a curated record. The transcript is spliced from 5 exons. Bases 1 to 597 code for a protein of 198 amino acids. Lineage: Eukaryota; Fungi; Ascomycota; Sordariomycetes; Hypocreales; Nectriaceae.
AUGUCUUGGGGCUCAGCGAAAGCACUCCAAUAUCUCGUGGACCUUGACCCAAGACUUGUAUCGUACGUCAACCCGCUGAAGGAGCUUCCUAGCGUUGAAAAUACCAUAUCAGAGCUGGCCGCUGAAGGCAUAAGAGAUGAAAUCACUCGGGAAGACGUAUUUCACGGAAGUACUGCUGCCUUUCACUGCGGUAACGGUCCCACGAUCACGAAAGUUCAUGAUCAUGAGAUCGCGUGGGCUCGCCAGUCACUUGAAACACACUAUAGCCCAUUGCAUAUCUCAUGCUACACCCAUGACAUCGGUAUCCGACCAAACCCGUCUAGCUCACUCGGAGCAUCAGAAAACCGGCAGUCGAUAGCGCACAUUGAAUCUAUACAUACAUACAUACCUACCUACCUACAUACGCCAGACACCCAAGUCUUCUCGUCGCACGUGUCUGGUGGAAGGCCAAGCGUUACUCACGACACCCUGCGAGAUAUCUUCUGCAACUCAUUUCAGCGAGCCCGUCGGUUCCAAAAUGCCGGCUGGGACCUCGUACUGGCUGGCUUGAAGCCCAUGCAGCAAGCUUGUCGGGUUUGGGACGCGAUGGUAAAAUGA